GGCGGCCACAGCACCCUCCGUGCGCAUGCCUUGGCGCGUUAAGUGUGGAGCGUUGAAACUAAUGAAAUGUCACCUGUGCAUUAUAAAUGAGUUGCUCUUGUACAAUAUGAGCCGCGCGUCGCAUUGUCCGACGGUGCGUCGCCGAGCGACGGUGGCCCCGCGCACUCGCCACUCUCGCCACUCUCGCCCCGCCCCCGCCGCCGCCAUGCCGAUGCUCAGGAUCGAGACCAACCAGACGCGCUGCCACGUGCCCAAGGACUUCCACAAGACCACCACCGAGCUGGUGGCCAAGCUGCUGGAGAAGCCGGCGGAGCGCUGCUGUGUGACGGUGGUAACGGACCUGAACAUGAGCCGCGGGGGCAGCACGGAGCCGUGCGGCUUCGCCCAGCUCAUGUCCAUCGGCCAGAUCGACGAGGAGCGCAACAAGCGCUACGUGGCCGCGCUCACGUUGCAUCUCGAGAAGUUCCUCGGCAUCUCCAGGAAAAGAUUGCUGAUUCGUUUGGUUGACGAAAAGCCAGAGAAUCUUGGCAACUGCGGAACUACUUACAAAGAACUUCUACAGGAAUACAAACCGAAAAAGAAGAAGAAGCAGCACGGCUCCUCCUCUGAAAGCGGAAGCGACUCCGAUUCAGAUGAGAAGAAAAAGAAAGUUAAUUUGUAUAUGAUUCUGAUUGACAAGGAUUGGACUCUUUCAAAGCGAAAAUUAAAUGCAUUGCACUCCACUGAAGAAAUAAAACAAAUAAUUUCAUUCAAGAGUUUUGAAUAUCUCUUUGCAAUUCAAAAUCUCUUAUUGCAUUCUGCUUAACAACAAAUAAAAAAUGCAAAUGUGUCUAAUUUUUUACUCCUUGUAGAAUAAAAA
This is a messenger RNA of Gryllus bimaculatus (two-spotted cricket), 859 nucleotides long. NCBI's taxonomy places the organism in Eukaryota, Metazoa, Arthropoda, Insecta, Orthoptera, Gryllidae. The record is from the annotation of a GenBank genome assembly.